AAGGAACAGUUGUUUUCUAGAAAAAGUACAUCGGUCUUGAAGAAAGAUCAACAAACUUGUUUUUUUCUGGAAGGACCAUAGAUUCAAAAAUGAUAUUAUCGGAGAGAUUUAGUGCUUUGAUUAACAGUUUGUUCAGUGGAAUUUACUGCCGUUAAUCUUGAUAAAAGAGACGCGAGGGUUGGCAACUUAAGUACGUGAUCUAAUUCGAAUAUUUACAACCGUGAAGAAUCAGUCGUAGUUGUUAGACGAACCUAUAAUUUCAAACAAUUGAUUGUUGAAAAUUACCAAUAAAAUAUUACUUGCGGUGAAAAUGGGCGGGAGCACAUUGGAUGUAAUGAUUUCACGUAAUGUUUUCAUUUUACCUCAGGAAUAGUUUUAAUUUAACACUUGUUAUCUUCAACACUGGUUAAAUUUCAAUGUCUCAUUUAUCAUUAUUUUAAAGAGUAGAGAUCGCAUUACUAAAUUGAAUGAAGUUUAUCUUUUUCGGUUCUCCUACGGUAGUCAAAAUGCAUUGUUAAAGCUUCGCCUGACAGCGAGCUGGUUAUUAUUGUAAUCACACUAAACUGCAGUCAAAAUAGAAUAUGAGAGAAAAGGUGAGAUUCGGAUCACUUCGGGCAAACAAAUGACUUGAAUGCUUGAAUUCGUAUAUAAUGGAACGCUAUACAACCGAAUCCUCGCAGUGGUAGAGAUAUGAAGGCUGAAAUGGACACCUCUUCAUGAUUGACACCCGCUGACAUGAUUGAUAGAGUAGCGCUGUUAACCCGCUAAAACGCUGGGCGGAGCAGACGACACUCGCUAAUGCUUGUUAUUGGUUGACUCCGUUCUACAUGGGAUACACCACAUGUCGGACUGUUUUAAUACAGCUUACACGGUUUACGAUAGAUAAUACUUGAAUGCUACGCUAGCUGUAUGAUCCUCGCUGUGAGAGUUGUAAGCUUUAGUUUCAUACUUGCAUUAUAAACAGGAGUUGUUCCAUAUAAACUUUAGGAAAGAGUGUAAUACAACGAUUGUUUCAGUUAACGUUGUUCAUUUAAGAUAGAGAAAUGGGGACGACGGACAUACAAUGUAUAAUGAUUUGGAUAAGAACAAACUGGGAUGGAAUUUAACGGAGAUAAUUUUGAAGCUGGCUUAAUGCCAUGUUUAUGUGUAGAGGAACGGUGAUUGUAUUUAGUGGGAUUUGCAGUGGCAGUUCUUUACAGCCUUUUCAUGACUGAUUUAUAGUAUACAAGUGAAGAGAAUGGCCGCGGCAGGUGUAACAAUAACACUAUUGUUGUUAUUUGUCUCGUGCUCGUUGUGCACGAGUGGGAGAAUGGAAGGAACUGGUAUCGUCAGGUCAUGUGAUGUUAUUAAACUGGACCUUUGUAAAGAUUUAGGUUAUAAAGUUACGGGUAUGCCAAAUGUAGUCAACAACACUAAUGUCAAAGAUGCCGAAUUGACUUUGCAAACGUUUUCACCUCUCAUUCAGUACGGAUGUUCCAGUAAUUUGAGAUUCUUUUUGUGUUCGGCUUAUUUGCCUAUGUGUACAGAAAAGGUCAAGACCACUAUCGGACCUUGCCGACCAUUGUGUGAAAAGGUAAAGAGUAAAUGCCAACCAGUAUUAAUAGAUUUUGGCUUUCCAUGGCCUGAUGCUUUAAAUUGCUCUCAGUUUCCAGCAGAGAAUAAUCAGAAACAUAUGUGUAUGCCAGGUCCAGAAGAGGUCGAAGAGGAAGUUCAUGCUAAAACACGAGAAAAGAUAGGUUACCCAUCAUCAAAAUUCAACCAAAGACAAUCUCACACAGACUCUACCAUAUUUAAGCCGAAAAAAGUUCCUUGUGCACAAUACAGUCACCCAGAUCAUUAUUUAUACAUUAACAGGACAAAAAGAUGUGCUUUAAAAUGUGAGGUAAAUGAGGCAUUUUCAGGAAAAGAUAAAUAUUUUGCCGACAUUUGGAUGUCGAUAUGGGCAGGACUUUGUUUUGUUUCGACUCUUUUUACUGUUUUAACUUUCAUUAUUGACUCCCAAAGAUUUAAGUAUCCAGAGAGACCCAUUAUUUUUCUAUCAAUGUGCUACAACUUUUACAGUAUUGCUUUUAUAAUUCGACUUAUUUCGGGUCGCGAUUCCAUUGCUUGUGAUAAUAUUGACAGUCAUAGCAAAGUCAGAAUCUUAAUCCAAGAAGGUUUAGAAAAUACAGACUGUGCCAUAGUCUUCUUACUUCUUUACUUUUUCGGGACAGCAAGUUCCUUAUGGUGGGUAGUUUUGACUUUAACGUGGUUCCUUGCGGCGGGACUUAAGUGGGGUCAUGAAGCUAUUCAGCUUCACAGCACAUUUUUUCACCUCGCAGCAUGGGCUUUGCCAGCAAUCAAAACUAUUUUAAUACUUGUAAUGAGAGAUGUAGAUGCGGACGAGCUAACGGGGAUAUGCUACGUUGGAAACCAAAAUAAUAAAACGUUAAUUGGUUUUGCAAUUUCUCCGUUAUUAGUUUAUCUCCUUGUUGGUACAAGCUUUAUUAUUGCAGGAAUUGUUGCAAUGUUUAAUAUUCGACGACGUGUUCGGAGUGAUGGUGUACGGACGGACAAACUCGAGGUGCUAAUGAUUCGUAUUGGAAUAUUCUCAGUGUUAUAUACAGUUCCAGCCAUGUGUGUUAUUGGAUGUUUAUUUUAUGAAUUUGUAAACAGAGAUUCGUGGUAUUUAUCUAGUGAUAGUUCACCACAGAUUGAAGUGUUUAUGUUAAAAGUAUUUAUGAAUCUGGUUGUUGGUAUAACCAGCGGUAUGUGGAUUUGGUCCCAAAAGACCAUCACGUCUUGGCAAAACUUCUUUACCAAAUUAUGUGUGCGCCGAGACGAAAGAAAACAUGCGAAAACGUACACGGUGCCAGUGUAUCACUAUCAACAGAUUCCAGUCAAAAACACUCGAACUCUUCGUCACGAGAAAUCCAAACGGACAGAUUCUAACAGCGGUACCAUAGUGUAGUAAGACUACAAAAGCAAUUCAAGUGUUAUACGCACAAUUAUCAGGUGCAGAUAGCACUUUUAUGCUUUUAUGAUAACACAAAAUGCAUUAUAGAAUAUCUUGAUAGUAUUAUUUGUGUACUAUUUUUGUAAAAAAUCGUCAUUUCAAAGGUGCCCCAAUUUUGUCUGUCGUCUUGUUAUCCGUGGUAAUUGUUUACUUUAUUGUUUCUAUCACCAAAUCGUACAUUUAAAUAUGCCAAAGAAUUCUGACUAAAGUAAAGAGUGGACCUUCUUGUAUACUUUCUCGUUUUAGAGAGUGGUUCUGAAAGUGCUCUGAAAUCUUCUCUGAAAGUAGACUGAAAUCUGAGUUGGAAUAUCCCAUGUUCUAAAUAGAAAUCAGUAAUUUCUCUGAUAUAUUCAUUGAUAAACAAUACCAGAAUUUCGUUAGCUAGUAAACUUCAUAUAUCUUUUAUUGUCAUGAAUAUUUUUUAUUGGGAAGGUUCUUUAUUUUGUCGGUCGUGCCAACAGUUUUGUUACAAAUUUUGAUUACUGUUUAAUUCAACCAUUAAUUCUUCAAAUGUCAGACAUAGUUAUUAUUCAUAUCAACAAAGAAUAUUGAGUUUAAUGUUUGCUUGUCAUUUCUCUACCGGGAUUCUUUUCAAAUGAAGUUUGAAAUCCAAAUUUCAUGUAGAAUUGAAUGGGACGGGUAGAUAGGCCAUAAAACACUUAUCGGUAUUUACUCGUUCUAAAUAAACCAAUUGUAAAUCAGACUGAAUAGAAUACAUAACCAUUAAAAUUUGUCACUUGAUUCAUAAAUCAAUAAGUUAUUGAUGGAUUUGACAGCUGUAAAAUUAUACACAGGUCACCGCAUUUCACUCUUUUUUUUUUCUUCAAUGCCAUAUCAGAUAUUUUUCUUUCAGUAUGUCCCCCGGUUUAUUUUCUAUUUGCUCUUAUUGUUUCAUAACUAUCGGUAUAAUUAUUUUUUUCUCUCUCCUCUAAAUGUUUUUAAAACUAAUUGAGCCUAAUAUUUCAGAUCGGAAAACAUCAUGCCAUAAUAUCUCUAUGCAUUGUUUUUCUUUGAAGUUAAAUCAUUAUAUCGUAACCUUUCUUCAUUUUUUUUGUUUGCCAAUAUUGCUCUUAAACGUUUCGUGUAGAUGGCUUAUGUUGCCGGCUGUUUGACUGUUUUAAUUGCCUUAAUUCUGUAUCCCAUAUUUAUAUAUUGAUUAUUCAAGCAACACGGGCACUUGGGCUAUUCUCAAUUAUUUGGUUUUAUCACAAAAUCUGUGUACAUUUAUCGUAAUUAUAAUCUAAUGGAAACAAACCGUCGUCAUCUGUUGACACUGUACAAUAAUUGCCCGGAACUUUUGAUUCUUGGAUAUAUUUAAUCGAUAAAUCCAUUUCAACCCUCUUUUAUAGCUACAUAAUCUUUAUUGAUUUGAAACGCUAUGAAUUGAUUGACCUGUCAGGCAGGACCUUGUUCAAAUCCAUGUGACAGAAAUAGUUUUGUUGUUACAUUAACGAUCUUUGAACCUUUAUCUCUUUUGUAUCCUUACUGAUACCCUUUUGUCCAAUUUUAAAAGAAAUUUAUUUAAUUCUGCACGGUUAAUCUCUCUGUAUUACUCGGUGAAUGUGUACGUGCCAUCUACAUUUGUUUGUCGGUGAUCACUAUUUUCAUUUCAGUGAGCUAUAUAGUUUAUUCCGUAAUGUUUUGAAAUGUUUACUUUCGUAGAAUCAUUCCAGACCCGCUUUAAAAAAAGUUAAGAACUGGUAUGGUUUGCAAUAUGUAGGUAGAGUAAUUAUGGAAGUGUUGAGAGAGUCUAAAAUAUACAAAUUAUCUAACAAACUCUUCCAGAUCAGCUGCGUACAAAUGCAGUUUUAAUGCAAAAACACUUUUGCUUUCGCUUAUUUUUCUUGCGAACAACAAUCUUAUCUGUACUGGAAGUUUUAUCUAGCACUUCUUGUAUUAUUAACUCUAGAACUCUUAGCGCAGUUUAGAUUUUAUAAGAGAGUAGUAUAUUUUAAUAUCAAAAAUUUAGUUUUGUUAACAUGUAAAUUUUGUUUACUUCUAUAUUUCAUUGUGCAAUUUUUAUCAGUUAUUUUCUUGUUAUCGGACAGCAUUAGUUUUAAAUCAGGCAAGGUUUUUUAUUCAUUUUUUCCUCCAUAAGUCAAAAUUCUUCUUGGCUUAAUAACGUUUAUAAUUAUUAAUAUUUGUUUUAUUCGCUCGUUAACAUCAUCAAAAUGUAAAGGGUAUAUGGAAGGUCGCUGUUAAGUGAACAUAUGAUGUAAAGAUGUGUGAUAUAAAGAUGUAUAAAGGAUUAAUUAGCGAUGAUAGAGCACUAUUUCUCUUUAUUGACAUCUUGAUAGAUUAUUAUUACAGCGUUGCAAUUUAUGGUCGGAUUACCCUUGACUGACAUUUUAUUGCCGUUUCUACCUUCUGGUUUUUCGAUUUUCGUCAACUGGUAGAGGAAUGGUUUUAUAUUUUGCUCGUACGGGUAAUAAAAUUUUUCUCCGUGCAGCUGCGAAUAGGAAAUGAUUAUAAAUUUGCCAAAUGUUAUCGGUAUACUUGAGGAUUAAGAAAUAAAACAUUGUUCUAAAACUGUCAAACAGGGCUAUCAUUUUUAUCUUGCAUUCUUAAGAACGCUCCUCCAAGAGGUAUUUGCAUAUUUAUAGUAAACAAAGAAACUGUUCGAUAAAGAAAAUAUGAAAAGUUAUGCCAUAAAAACAGUCGUCAGUCAUAAUCGUCUUUAUGAUUCUUGUAACAAAAAAGAAGACAGUUCAGUGAUUAAAAUUUUAACUUUAUAGCUCAUUUUGGCGGUAUUUCAUGUAAAUGCACAUGGCCCUUUUUGAUUUAUGUAGUUAAGAUCCUGUGCAUAUGCUAUCACUACUUCUAAUCACAUUCAUCGGUUAUACAUGGCUUGUAGCAGGGAGAAAAAAAAGCUUACCCCCGUAUCCCCCCGUAUAUCCAAAUCAGAUCUGUUGAAGACGUUGUUAAACUUUUCCAGACCAGUUCUGCUUUAUGUUUUGACUGCUGGAUAUAAUGAUUAAAGACACGGUGGUCGGCUACAAUAUUUAAAAUAAGCAUUUAACUCGUGCUGACGUACGUUUUAAAUGUGGCAGUGUGCAUUUAGAUAGGGAUGCAUUUUGAGAAUAAAACUAUGCAUAAAACAAUCUUAUCUUACAUCCCGUACAGCUUUGGAAUGUAUCUCACACUUACUUAGCAUAUCUAGGCUGCUGAAAUAAGAAACUUAUUAGGGAUUAGGGCUUUAUGUAUAAUCAGUUGAAAACAAAACAAAAACCAGAAUGCAUCACAACAUUUUAAUAGAUUUUCCUGGUGUACUGCAAUGUUUGUAUAUUUUUUACAGUUACAGAACGGUUCAGAAAUCCUGUUUAGUGCUAAUACAUUACAAUUUAACCUCUUCCGUUUUUACUCUUGUAACCCUUUCUUUUGAACUAUUUACAUGUUAUCAUAAUCUUAUCGGCUGCUACGCUAUUAUCGUUUAAAUAUCAGGAGUAUUCAAUGUAUUUUCAAGUCAUACGCCAUUUCUUUUCACAGGAGAAUAAAUGAAUUAUGUGUUGAAUCUUACUACUUCACCUAAAACGUUUAGCCUCUUAUACAAUUUGAACAUUUCUACGUCACCCACUGAGAAGCUUUUUAACUGACAUUUUUACUCCCGUUUUCAUAUAUCAUUUCCCCAAAGAUUAUGCAUACAGAACGUUUUCUAAUUUUUGCUAGGUUUGCGUUAAAUUGCAUUUUUCGGGCGGAUUUUCACCACUCAAAUCUGUCUGUUUUUAUUUUCAAGAAUGUGGUAUACUUUCAGAGAAAAUUUUAAAAGAUUUUAAGUUCCAGCUCAACACAUUGUUUUCAAUCAGUGCAUGUAAAUUAUCUGCGGUAUGGAACACAUUUAUAUGUAAAUUUUGUUGUUCUUUUUAUUUGCGAAGAACGUGUUUGUGAAUAUUUUCAAUUGUUUACAGUCAUUAAGAAGCAGUUACGAGACAUGUCAUAAGCCUUAUUACGAUCUGUUUGUUAACAGGUUAUUUUAGAGCUUCCUGUUCUAAUAAUAUAUAUGUUUAAUUGAAUUUUUCAUGAAAAGAAAAUGGUCUCUCUCUUUGUUUACAUUAUUGAUAUCGUUAAAAGUACUGUAGUUAAAUUAACAAUAUAUACUCGACAAUCACUGGAUAUAGUUCAAACUUUCCACUCAGUCUGAUAAAGAAAUGGUGACGGUAAUUAGUUAUAUCAAUAGAUUAAUUUUAUUCAAUAAUUGAAUGCUAAUUGAUAAACACUGUUGGCCAUUAAUGAAAUAUCAAAGCUGUUGCGGCUUAAAUAUUGGUGGUCUGACCUACAAAAUAGGUUGACACUUCACCAAAACCGAUCCAAUUUUCUAAAAUCUGUUGCUUAUUAACUUACCGUGUAAGGCUCCCAGUGUCAAAAAGAUUACCGUCUAAUUUAUUCUGGUGUUUUCUAUGUACGCAGCAUUACUUAUUCAUGUUCUCUCUGUGUAUUAUAAAGAAAUUCGACACCUGAGCUAAAACCUAUGAAAGAAUUUUAAAUACUAUAAUAUGAUAUGCAUCUUUCGUGUCCGCUUCGCGUACACUGUCCUCCCAUCAUUUCUUUGUCGUUUUAUGAAUUUUAGAUUUUAUUUGAAAAGAGUAGCUCCCUCUGAUUUAAUUGUUAAAAGAUUAUGCGAAUUUUUACGCAUACUAUUUCUGCUUGUACAAAAUAGAGAUAUUGUUCAUGAACUUUACUAGACAUUAAUGUGCAAUUUGAAAACAUCAAAACAAAAAUGAGAAGACCAAAUGAAUAAUAUGACAUUGUUACAGGAUAUGUAAGAUAAUAACAAUCCUUUUAAAAUUCGAAAUGUGUUUUACUAGUGUUAUAAUAUGUACGUAUAUCAUUAAUUCCGUUUUCAUUCAAGCUGUUUUCUAGCGCACAAAGCCUUUCAAUACAAAACAAAUGGUUUCCCUUUAAAGAUGUUUUAAGGUGUAACGCUGAAUUUGCAGUGCAGUUACCAAAAGCCAUAAGCGUGUAAAAUUAUUACGUGAAUAAUUGUGCAAGAUUUUUUAUGGUAAUUAUAUUUCGUUUGGCUUCUUUAAUACAGUAUUAACGUAUGAUUCACGGCGUUAUAUAGCAUUGACCUUUUAUCACUAUGUUGGCUUUUUUCAUCUUCUUAAAUGUUUUGUACUGUUAGACACGGAUUUUUAAAAAAAAUAUCGUUUAUAGUAUAUUAUAUUACAUUUUAAUGAAACAAAAAUCUUGAAGCAACAUGUGUUUUAGGCCACGCUAUUAUUUUGAUACAUAAUACCUGCUUCCCAGUUCUUGUACGGAAAAUAAUUAAGUCAAGUACCCAAUGCAGAAAGAUUAUAUACUAAUAUAAGCUUUUUGUAGUGUUAAGUUGUUUUUGAGUGGAUGAUUCGUAGCGUUUGUUUCAUUCUAGUUGAGAUCCAAAACAUAUAAGCUGUUCUGAUAUGAAUCUUUACGUCUGACCCAAUGGAUUAAUGAUUUAGAUUUAGUUUCCAAGUUUAUAUUUAAUUUCUCCACUAUAACUAUAUAUGUCACGCAUUACUCCGUGAAUAUUUUAAACGUCAUGCAAAGAUAACGCGGUAGGUCUUAAAAUUUAGAUGACAUCUCCCCGAUAUUUUAAGUCCAACAUAAAAGCAAAUAAUUGCUCCAACCAUUUGCUUAACUUUGUUUGGGGCUUAGUUUAUAUACAACAAUCUAGCUAUUUGUUCUAUGAAUGUUUUCCCCCAUUUCCUUCCCCUUUCAAGAUAAUCUAUGAAAUCAUGACCGGAGAAAAAUGUUUAGUAUUUAUUUGUUUUUUAAUUUUUAAAAGAUAUUUCAUAAAAAAAACUUUACUACGUAAUAAUUUAACUUAAAUCUAAAUAGAUGAUCGAAAAUAAAAAAUCAAUAAUAUAAUUUCCGGGUAUUUUAGCAUCUUUUGUUUUAUAUUUCUUUAUAUUAUGUCAGGCUGACUAUAAUUUUCUCAAAAAAUUCCUCUUUGAUAGUUUUCUUCCAAACUUUCUAUCACUGUCGUUUCAUUUUGGUUAUCAACAAAAUAAAAUAGAAUAUUUUUACUCAAAGAAUGGUUAUUUUGUAAAUAUGACAUUUUAAAUAUUAUUAUUUGGAAAUUGCUGGAGAUUUUUUGUCUGAGUAGUUUUUUUAUCCUUUCACCGUCUAGAAAAGCAGACGACAUUUAGUUAUUAUUGUACAAUGUAUAAUUAUCAUUAAUAAAAACAUGUUGACCAGCAUUUUUGUCGUAAACAAAUAUUUGUUAAGAUAUAUUUUACAAAUGUUAUUGUCUGAGUAUUACUGUUUGUUUUCCUUUUCUUCGUUAGAAAUCUGUAUAACUUUAUUAUUGUUUAUUUCCUAAUAUUACAAACGCAAUGAGUAUACUACAUUUAAAUCUGACAGUUUUAACUCUUACAUUGCUGUUUUUUUUUAAGGAAAUGUGUGAGUUCAAAUUCUGAACUGUCAAUAUAAGCUUAAGAUACAUUUAUACGAAAAUGUUACAAAAAACAUCCAACAGUAUCGAACCUGUUAGGACAGUGCGAUAGCACAAGCAAGUCGUUGCCGGUACCAGCACUGUAACGGUUUAAAGGUUCACACAUUUAUAUGUUGAAGUUGAUAAACAAAAUCAGAUUCCAAAUGGUUCUACUAUGUAUUAUGAGAAUUUCUCUCAGCAUUUAUAUGAAAUUCAGGGCAUCUAAUAUGUAAAAUAUAUAUGUGUUAAUUGAAUGUUUUGUUAUUUAUAUGAUGAAAAAAUAAAUAAAAAUGACUAUGAUAUAA
Ruditapes philippinarum (Manila clam) is the source of this 9709-nucleotide messenger RNA. RefSeq names its product frizzled-4-like. The coding region runs from base 1238 to 2950 and encodes 570 amino acids. The record is from RefSeq and is a predicted model, not a curated record. Gene Ontology annotation, cellular component: plasma membrane. Gene Ontology annotation, molecular function: Wnt-protein binding; Wnt receptor activity. The transcript has a single exon. NCBI's taxonomy places the organism in Eukaryota, Metazoa, Mollusca, Bivalvia, Venerida, Veneridae. Gene Ontology annotation, biological process: canonical Wnt signaling pathway; non-canonical Wnt signaling pathway.